Messenger RNA from Dicrocoelium dendriticum, 1104 nucleotides. NCBI's taxonomy places the organism in Eukaryota, Metazoa, Platyhelminthes, Trematoda, Plagiorchiida, Dicrocoeliidae. The record is from the annotation of a GenBank genome assembly.
AUGGAUCCAGAACAAGUUAUGGAAGAUGGUAGUGAAGUUCUCCAAUUCAUACGAAAUUACUGGAACGGGAUUCUACAGAAUCAGUUUCCAGUUCUACCUGACUUUUCUACCAUCAAACCUGGCUACUUACAAAAUCUGAUACCACGUGAGGCACCUGAAGAGGGCGAGGAAAUGGUCAAAAUCCUGGAUGACUGCAAGAAAAUGAUACUCCCAGGGGUCACGCAUUGGCAACACCCCGACUUUCACGCAUAUUACCCGGCAGCUACCUCAACUGCUUCCAUCUUGGGAGAUUUACUUUCUGGAUCUCUCGGUGUAGUGCCACUUACUUGGACCUCAAGUCCAGCUGCCACAGAACUGGAAGUGAUUGUCCUCAACUGGUUAGCAAAGGCGCUUGGACUUCCGUCAAAAUUCCUCUACAAUACAAAACAACACAGCUCCAAAAUUUGUGGAAGCGGAGUUAUUGAGAUCACCACCGGCAUUGCAUCGCUCAUUGUCACAAUAGCUAUUCGGAAUAGUGUCACAAAGCGGUAUCGUCAAGAGGCGGAUCUCACUGAAGACAAUCCGGCUGGUGGUGCUGGAACCAUCGUCGACCGAAUGGUUGCUUAUGUUUCGGAUCAGGUUAACUGUUCAAUACAACGAGCUGUGGACUUGGCGAUGAUCCAGAUACGCACUAUCAAAUCAAAGCGCAUUGGUUGUAGGUUGGUAUUCGAUGCCGCUGAUAUACAAAAAGAAAUUCAAACAGACCGCGAAAGAGGAUUCAUUCCGCUAAUGUGCAUCGCCAGCCUAGGCACGACAAACACGUGUGAAUUCGAUAACCUGCAAGAAAUUGGAACCUUAUGUCAGAAAGAAAACAUUUGGUUGCAUGUGGACGCAGCAUAUGCAGGAAGUGCACUUCUUUGCCCGGAAUUUCGUCACUUUGCGCAAGGACUGGAAUUCGCUGACUCUAUUUGCUUCAAUCCUCACAAGCUGAUGCUCGUUAACUUUGACUGUGCCAUUUUAUGGGUUUCCAACUACAAACUACUGACAAGCACAUUCGGCAUGGAAGCGGUCUAUCUGCAAAGCGGACUAACAGGAAUGCCGGAUUUCAAGGUAAUUGUUGAUUAA